AUGGCCAUGCCGAAGAGCUCUAUUUGUUUUAGGGAAGCAUACGACUUGCGAACCGAGGGCCGAAUCCAGCUUGAAGAAUACUUGAAGCACAUUGUGGCACAUUAUGAGGGAAUGAGACACGAGACAGAUGCCGAAGGAAACCGACCUUUCCUUUACGCGGGUUUCGAAGAUGAAGUCCGAAAAAUUGUGCUGGGCAAAGACUUUGAGCCGCUCAAUGAAGGUGAAACUGCACUUGUGUAUUCCAUUUUUGUGAGCGCUUUCCAAGGCAACUUUUCCGCUGUGCAAGAAUUGCUCAGCUCUUCGAUGUUGGCUUCGGAAACAUACCUCUGCCCUCUUGUUGAGAUUGCAAAGGAGACUGGAGAAUGCACAGCUACUCCGGCUCUGCCUUUCUAUGGGAUACAGGCUCACGGGUUACAACGAGUGCAACAGGAUCUUGGAUUGUCGGACCGAAAAAAACCCAUCCACAGAAUGGCUCAAUGUUCUCUACGACUUUGA
This is a messenger RNA of Parastagonospora nodorum SN15, 495 nucleotides long. RefSeq lists its product as hypothetical. The record is from RefSeq and is a predicted model, not a curated record. NCBI's taxonomy places the organism in Eukaryota, Fungi, Ascomycota, Dothideomycetes, Pleosporales, Phaeosphaeriaceae. The coding region runs from base 1 to 495 and encodes 164 amino acids. The transcript has 2 exons.